Molecule: messenger RNA, 6272 nt
Organism: Rhinopithecus roxellana (golden snub-nosed monkey)
Lineage: Eukaryota; Metazoa; Chordata; Mammalia; Primates; Cercopithecidae
Gene: SLFNL1
Product: schlafen like 1
Exons: 5
Coding region: 4589-5806 (405 amino acids)
Source: RefSeq, a predicted model, not a curated record
GUGCUUCCAGAGGUUAAUUCCAUAGCUGUUAAGGGGUACAACAUGUCCUACUGCCUGCAACUCCCUCCCGUGGGCCUUUGUCUCAGAUCCAGCUACCAUUCAGACUCAAGAUCCCUGCAGGCUACACUGGGCAUGGCAUUUACUUUGAAGGCUGUCAGACAGGAAAUGGCCUGGCUGCAGGGCAGCAGGAAGCAGCCCUCUUCAGGAGUAGGAGGGCAGUCCUCGCAGAGCCUCCAGUCAUCUAUCGGUCAUGGGAGUUAUUCUCCUUGGUUGCCCAGGUGACAGCUCAGGUACAAAGGGAUGAGAUACAUGAGGGAGAAGGGGGUUGGUUCACUGUGGCUUAGAGGCAUCAUUCCCCAAAGGAGCUCAUAUCUCUUUGAACAACUCAAGAGGCACAGCUUUCACGGACCCCAAAAGCCACAUACGCAACUGAGUCAUUACACAUAGGAAGCCCAACAUUAUGGCUUUUUAACAAGUGUUUAUAGUUCACACAGAAAACUUCAAGUGCAGAUAAUUUACAAUUAGGAAUCAUGUUUACCAUAAGUAGUGCUGCACUGAAACAGCUGACAUACUUUUAUCUGGUUUCCAGACAAAACUAGAAAGGUAACCAGAUGUCAAGUUCUGCAGGAAGGGAGAGGAUUAUUCACACUGCCAUAACCUCUGGGGUCAAAACUAAAUGUUGUUUAAGAAAAAAAAAAAACCCUCAACUUUGGAAAUUGUUUCAAAAGCCAAGCCUUCUAAUAGUGACCCAGAAUCAUUAGCAGCACUCGCACUGGCCUCAGACCCAGCGCACACAUGCUGCAGUGUUGGAGAGACCGCUCCAUGAACCCCAGCAGUCCAGUAGCCCACCAGGUGGAAAGGCACAGGUGACAGAGGUCUCGUGGCACCAGCUUCAUGUGCUCACCCUCAAUGCUCGGACAGGGAGAUGACACUGACUUUGUGCUGAGCUCAGGAGGGAAACACCAAACACCUGGGGAGGUACCAGAGCUCUAGGCCCCACCUAAGGCCGAAUCCACGGGAGGGCAGGGCAUUUUUCUGGAACACUCUGCCCUCCCCAGCCAUGGCUCCUCCCUGCCUCCUGGCCAUGGACUGCAUUGUCCAGACACUCUUUGUGAGGGUCUUGUGGGACUCCCUAAGAUCGAUCCCUGAGGUGUAGCACUGGUGGGCCAAAUGGACACACUGUUCCUGCCCUCACACUGGUGCUAUACUCCCUCGUUGGGAAGAGCCUGAAGGUGAAUCCCUCCUUCUUUACCACCAAAACGAAAAGUGUGGGAAACCUUGAGAAAAGGUUCCCGACACUUCUUCCCUCAGCAGCCCUCAGCUUUUUGCAGCCUCUUUACCUAAGUACCCUGAGUCACUGGACAUGGUCUUGCCACCACAUUCCAUCAGGGCAGCGCCACAGCUUCCGGCCUCCAGCCCAGGGGCAGUCACAGCUGAGCAUCAGAACUGUGGCUCUGUGCAGUGCCAAAGCGACCGCAGGUGCCCACAGAGGCUGGCAGCCCACAGUACCCAGGGCACAGACACUAGGAUGGAGCCACUCAAGUCAGAGAUACUCUGCAGUAGCUGGAGCUGGGCCCUGUCAGAAGCCAGGUGGAGAUCCUCAGGCUGAAGGCAGCACGCCGGGGAGGGCUUGAGACCAAGGGAGGCUGGAGUGAUGUGGGUCCCAGGACCUGGAAAGCUGUGUCUGUAACUCCCCUCCCCAGAGUUCACUCUUCUUGAUCAUCCUUGUUCUCUCCUGCACCUGGCUGGGCUUAUUCCUCUUCCCUAUCCCUCUGCCCCUUGACUAACCUUCCUGGGCAAACAGCACAGACUGUGACGUGGGAGCUGUGAAGAGGGGAUGGCAUCCCUGCUGUGGGCUCAGGUAUUGUGGCCAUGUGGGCCACCCAGUGGACACUGUCCAGAUAACAUGAAAAGAGGCCGUCCACAGUGGCUCAGCUCUCUGACCCUCAUCUUUGGGCCCCACCUCACAUUCAUAAAGAGGCUUAAAUUCUAGGGUUUUUUUCCUUCAGUUCAAGAUGAGGUUUGUCAGUGAGGUCACAGACGUCCAGCAAGAGGGUUAGCGGGGCUGCUUAUCCCCCAGCUCGGAACCCACCACCCCGAGCUGCCUGCAGAGGACCUAUACUUUCUAAUACUAUGACCCAAUACUAGAGAGCCAGAGACACCGUAAAUAACCGUCAUCUUAUAUUUAUGUAUUUAAAAGAUGGUUCAUAAAUGUAUUUAGUGCUUACCAUGAAAGACAAUUUUUACCCCCAUCUCCAAAACGAAGUAGAACUGAUAUUCAGCUCACAGAAGGCUGUUAAAGGCGCCAGAGAAAUACGUGAUGCAGUGGCUUAAAGACACUGCCAGGAAGAGUGGGGAAAGCUUCUGCACUGAAGUCAAUUUGGGAAAUGUCAUACAGAUCAGCCACCCAAUAGCAAGGCCUCUAGGUAAGUAGGGAGAACGCCUCCGGUCCUGUUCAGGUGUUUCGUCUGUCAAGGUGCUUCUCCUGGCCAGCUGUGUCUGCACAGUUCAACACGACUUGAGUUAGCCAUCUCAAAACAGCUACAGCCUCAGUUGCUGUGAGGGCACCUCAUGGAUGACAGAGGCAAGAAAGGCUUGAGGGAGAGGGGGUGAGGCAGGGGGAGCUUGGAGCCUUCAUUCUCUAACCCUAAGAGCUGUGGACACAGAGCCAAGUCCAACCUGGCUGCUGCCCGGGCAUGCAAGGAGAAGGCACCGAACGCACUCUCCCCAGAGCCUCGCACUGCCACCAGUUGAGGCCUGUGCCCCUCUCUUCCCUGCACACCAUAGCCUCUCUUCUUGAGUGCCCUACCCAAACUACUGCCUAGGAAUCAAACAUUCGGUAACAUCUUCAGAAAGGCUGCUUACAAGGAAGGCAACUUCUCUACGCUGUCAAACAGCUUCCUUAGUUGAAGCAUCUAACUCUGGCCCUGUCCUUACUGCCCCCAGUCGGGGCUUUCAGAAGCAGUGUGGGCAAGUGCUGCCAGCCUUCUGCAGAAUGAUGAGCACUGGUCAGUCCUGUGCUGAUAAAGGCUGUGUGUCCCCCAUGUCUUGGUUUCUCAAACAGCAGGUAACAACCUCAUCUUUCCAAAGAUAGCUGUGCCUGACCUAUUUUUCAGGACUCUUCUGGACAGCAGCCUCUGUCUCCAGCACAGAGAAGGGCCUGGCCUCAGGGGCCCUCCAUGUGCCUCCUGCUCCAUCUUGGGAGCAGCAGGGCCCUGUCAGCACUCAGUAGAGCCUGGGAUUGGUGACUGAAGAGGGAGGUGGAGGAAGGCAGCAGCGCUGAAAGAGGUGGCAACAGGUGACCUGCAUGGAAACUGGAGCCUGCAGAGACAUCACAGAGCGGGGGAAGUGUCUUCAGCUCUCAAAUUCUGGAAGCUGUCAGGGGAAGGGAGUCCCACAGCCAAACUGCAUGGUGGGUGGGCUGCUGGGUCUGCUUCCACUGUGUGGUGGGGCCCACAGGGAGCUGAGUUUUCCUGUUGGAUUUCCCACACCCGGCCUGCCUGUGGCUGGCCAAGAAGGCAUUGUUGAGCCUCAUGAGAUCACAAAGGUAGCUGUGCAGGCCCCGCCCAGAACCCUGGUUCUGGCUGUCCCUGUACCAAGCCUUCAAGUGCCCUGAGAGCUACCGGCCGGGGUCGGGGGGCUAUGGGAGCUCAAGGCAGGCACCUCCCAUGCUCCCACAGGAGCCACCAGGACAUGAAGGUCAUAGGCCUCUCCUAUCCUCCUCUUCCUGUUUGACCUGAAUGCCGCCAGGCCGACAGCCUCAAGGAUUCCAUCUGAGAAGAUGCAGGCUGGGUGUGUGGGGAGCAGUAGAGGGACUGGUGUGUGCACAUAUGUGCACAGCUCAGGACAGAGGCUCCCUGGACUUGGGGUGGGGAGCGCCAGGGCACCAACUCUAACCCUCAUUCUGUUCCUCUUGACCUCUGCUCUCUGGACCAAAAAUGGAGGACUCAUUCUAGACUAGGAGUUCUUACGGUCUAGGAGCCCCCUUAAGUUAAAUGUUUAUAUGUAAAGGCCAUUUUUCUGAGAGGCCAUAGCUUUCAUCAGUGUGCCAAAAAGCAUAAGAUCGUCUGCUCUAAAAGCCUUUGCCCCAGCGCUGCCUAGUUUCAGAGCCCCCGAUGGCCUCACAUUGGGUUUUGGAACAGGCAGAGAAGCUACAAUGGGGCCACCAGCCAGUCCUUAGAGUCCUGGGUUAAGGCCUCUUCUCCAGGAGGCCCUUUUUAAAGGGUUUCUCCGUUGCCUGGAGGCAGGAGUGACCUUCUGGUAGGCAGGAAACCCUGAGGGUACCUAGGAGGCCCCUAGCCGGUGGGUUGGGGAAGGAAGACAGGACCCCUGGGGCCACUGAAAUCGUGGAGCUCUCAGAGACCUGAGUUCCGGUCCCUUCUGCCACUCUUUGCGCAGAUCCUCUGUCUUCCCACAGGCCCUGUGUCUUGCUCAGUCCACCUGACUCUGCUUUCCCAUCCUAGGCCUCAGGAGCCGGGACACUCCCUGAGUCCUCUGGGAGCCCUUAAGCCACACUGAAAACACAGACCCUGGGAGAAGCAGCCAGCAGUGAGGAAUCCUGGAACCCCUUCCCAGGGAGAGCCUUCCCAUGACCCCCAUGAAGAGAUCGGUGCAAACACAGGUGUCAGAGCCCUUCACGGAGUGCUGGGGUGAGGAGUCCCUGCCAGAGCUCCCCGCAGAGCAGUCCCUGACUGAGUACUCUGACCUCGAGGAGGCUCCCUCGGCGCGCACUCUCUAUGUGGGCCAUCUGAACCCCCAGUUCUCAGUGCCGGUGCUCGCCUGCCUGCUGCGAGACACCCUGGAGCGGCUGGAGAUGCCGGUGGCGCGGGAGCACAUCGAGGUGGUGAGGCGGCCGCGGAAGGCCUAUGCACUGGUGCAGGUGACUGUCCGCAGGGACACCCUGGCCUCCCUCCCCUGGCGCCUGCAGACGGCCCUGGAGGAGCACCUAAUCCUCAAGGAGCUGGCAGCCCGUGGGAAGGAGCUGCUAUUGAGUGAGGCCCAAGGGCCCUUCAGCCACAGAGAGGAGGAGGAGGAGGAGGACAGUGGCCUGAGCCCCAGCCCCAGCCCAGGCUCUGAUGUCCCGCUGCCCGCCUGGCCUACACACACACUGCCUGAUAGGCCCCAGGCCUGGAAGCUGCACAGCUGCCAGGGCCGGCCCAGUGGUGUGUGCUCUGACAGUGCCAUUGUGCACCAGGAGAUCGUGGGCAAGGACCAGCUCUUCCAGGGUGCCUUCCUGGGCAGCGAGACCCGCAACAUGGAGUUCAAGCGGGGCAGCGGCGAGUACCUGAGCCUGGCCUUCAAGCACCAUGUGCGGCGCUAUGUGUGCGCCUUCCUCAACAGCGAGGGCGGCAGCCUGCUCGUGGGAGUGGAGGACAGCGGCCUGGUGCGGGGCAUCCACUGCAGCCACCGUGAUGAGGACCGCGCACGCCUGCUGGUGGACUCUAUCCUGCAGGGCUUCAAGCCUCAGGUCUUUCCUGAUGCCUACACUCUGACCUUUGUCCCUGUGAUCAGCACCUCAGAGACCAGCGUCCCCCUCAAGGUGAUCCGCCUGACCGUGCACACCCCCAAGGCCCAGAGCCAGCCGCAACUCUACCAGACAGACCAGGGGGAGGUGUUUCUGCGGCGCGACGGGAGCAUCCAGGGCCCGUUGUCCGCCAGCGCCAUCCAGGAGUGGUGCAGGCAGAGAUGGCUGGUGGAGCUGGGCAAGCUGGAGGAGAGGGUGAAGGUGCUGACGAUGGAGAAGGAGCAGCUCCAGCAGCAGCUGCAGCAGCACGGGCCUAUGUCCUGCACCUGCUGUGUCCUGUGAGGGCCCUGGAGAGCAGGCAGGAUGGCGCGGCGCUCUCCACCUGAGACCCAGGAAUUUCCUGUUUGAGCCUAAGGCCGACCCAGUAAAGCCCAUGCAGGCUGCUGAGAGGCGGACAGGGGCUCCUUCAACAUGACACAUGAGCCCAUGUGGUUUCAACCCUGACAGCCCCCAGUCUGUGUAGCCAAGAAAUUGCUCUCAGCCCUGUCCCCAAACGACCUUUCUUUUAGAAAGAACAUGGAUUGUCCCUCUCCCUAAAAUGCUAAUUUGGCCCAGGCUGAGGCCUGUGACUCCAGCUGGCUGGACAGUGCCAGAAGGGAGUCUGUCGUUCCAGGAAAGCCCCUCACAGAUGGUGAGGCAUAUUUGGUGACUGUGGUUACAAGGGCAAGAAGCUACCCUGCAGCCCCUACCCCUGACUUGCUGGAACUUGUGAUUGUCAAAGCUCCGUUAAUAAAUUACAUGCACCUGG